AUGGACGGCACAGAGUGGCUGCUGCUUCUGUUUCUUGUAUGCCUGGCUCACAGUUAUGCUCAAAACACCACAUCCACAUCAGAAGAACCGUCAGAAGUCCGGAUUCUGAGUGAACCUCUGACAAAGCUGGUUUCUCAUCACGAUCAUAGCAGAGACCCUUGCGCGGUGCGAUUAGAGUCAGCCCUCAACACGAUAUCUACAAGGCGAUCUUCCUCUGGUACUUCUCACACACUAGAUCUUGCAGGGUACGCUCUGCAUCAGCCUCUGCGGACGGCACCCUACGAGAUGUACGUCACAGACAUGAGGGUUAGGAUGCCCACAAAGCCUAGCCACUGGGCUAGGGUCGACAACUGCCGCUUCGACCCCGUACAGUCCACGCUGCAGACUCGACUUUACUUCAAGGAUCUCUCAAUAACAGGGGCCGUGAAGCUGUACAAUGAGGCCAACACGCUGCUCAACCCGAAGAUCUCGACUCCGGCUGAGAAAUGCAGGAUGAUGAUCCGUCUACGGCGAGCUGGGGUUGGAUUUACAGUGAUCCCUCAACGUAGCAAGGUCGGGGGCUUGGCAGUCAGUACGACGGCCACGUUCCUGGACCCGCAGUUCGUCAGCGUACACGCGUACGGAUGUGAUCAUCCGGAUCUAAUGGAGCGGAAACUGCACGAUGACGACGAACUGGACAUGGGACAAGAAAUGGAAGACGUGUUUCUUCGAGGGGUCCAGCCUCUCCUGACCACCUAUCUAGAAAAACAUCUACAUCCAGCACUAAGAGAUACACUCAUGGUCAACAUGGGCUACAGUGUUUCCUACGGGCGGUAGAGUAUAUGGACCCUGAGGAAGUGCCAGUUGUAGUCUAUUAUUCUUGAUUAUACGAACAUAUAAUCAAGGAUAAUACGAAUACAUUCGUAUAAAUAAUCAAGGGUAUUAUCUAAUCAGCGAUCAGGUUUGAAAAUGUGACCGUUUUUUUUCAAACAUCUCUAAAGUUGGAGUUAAAUACGUACUUUAAAAGUACACGAAACAAUCUAAAUUGCAUCAGCCUUGGUAAACAGUCGAUAUUUUAAUACUGAUAAAACUAAAGCUGGAUUAUUACAGUGUAAUGAAUAAUUCGUUCAUUUAUAAGGCUAGUAAAUAACCCACUAAAUAGUAUUUUUAUUUAGUAAUUAUUUA
Homalodisca vitripennis (glassy-winged sharpshooter) is the source of this 1164-nucleotide messenger RNA. RefSeq lists its product as uncharacterized. The transcript is spliced from 5 exons. The coding region runs from base 1 to 816 and encodes 271 amino acids. NCBI's taxonomy places the organism in Eukaryota, Metazoa, Arthropoda, Insecta, Hemiptera, Cicadellidae. The record is from RefSeq and is a predicted model, not a curated record.